Messenger RNA from Postia placenta MAD-698-R-SB12, 585 nucleotides. RefSeq lists its product as hypothetical. The record is from RefSeq and is a predicted model, not a curated record. Bases 1 to 585 code for a protein of 194 amino acids. Gene Ontology annotation, cellular component: mitochondrion. Gene Ontology annotation, molecular function: nucleic acid binding; 3'-5'-RNA exonuclease activity. The transcript is spliced from 9 exons. NCBI's taxonomy places the organism in Eukaryota, Fungi, Basidiomycota, Agaricomycetes, Polyporales, Adustoporiaceae.
AUGGAAGCAAUACCUUUAGAUUUUGGCGCGGGCCCCCUUGUUUGGAUUGACUGUGAAAUGACUGGACUCAAUCCGCGCACUGACAAACUGCUAGAAAUUGCCGUUCAAAUCACCAAUGGAAAUCUAGAACUUGUAGAUGAAGGCAUUGAAUACGUCAUUCAUACCGAGAAACAAGUCCUAGAUGGUAUGGAUACGUGGUGUACGAACCAGCACGGAAAAUCCGGGCUCACGCAAGCAUGCCUUGACUCACCAAACUCGCGCGAAUAUGUCGCCGGCGAAGUGUUAAAAUAUAUCAAAAAGUGGAUUCCGAAGCAGAGGACAGGUGUCCUCGCUGGAAACUCUGUCCAUGCGGAUAGAUCAUUCUUAGUAGAAGAAAUGCCAGAAGUCACAGACUGGCUGCAUUAUCGCAUCGUCGAUGUAUCUUCCAUUAAAGAACUAUGCCGAAGGUGGUAUCCUACACUCAAAUUCCCUAGUCAACAAGAAUCCUCGCAUCGAGCUCUGGACGAUAUCCGUGGAUCGAUCAGAGAACUCAAGUGGUACCGCGAAAAUAUCUUCGUAACUCCUGGUCAGGCACCAAAGACUUAG